UCGCUUCAAUUUCCCCAAAAUCCACACUCAAAUUGAUCCUGCAAUCUCUCAAAUCGCAAUUUUCACCAUCAUUUUUCUGCCAUUAUGAUGUAAUCUUACGUAAUAGAGAUCGUAUUCCAUGAUUAGAUUAAGUUUUCAUUUGUUUUUACCGUUCAGUGAUCAAUAUCUUCUUGAAUAAGCUUCUCGAUGAUUCUUCCAUCUUCCGGAGAAACAAUGCCGGUUUUGUUGCUUCCAAUCGGUUUUUGUUGUAGGCGUUUGAUGUUGAGUUGAAAAACUAGUUAGGGUUUUGGUUUUGUACAAAGGGUUUUAAUUUAUGGACGGGUUUAACGAUCAUGAAGCUGGCAAUAAUCCUGAUGUAAGUAUUGAGGAUGGUCAUCUUAUUGCUGGGGAUUUCGAUUACACCGAAGAAGUGGAAAUCCCUAUCAUUCAAAGCCAAUUUGUGAAUUUGGAUGGAGAUACUGAGGAGUUGGAUAUUCCGCAUUUUGUUGGCAACCUAAGAGCCCUAAUGGUUGAUGACAGUGAUGAUGAAGUUGUGUUGGAUAGUGAAGAUGAAGUAGUCACUGAACCAAAAGAGGGAAAAAUCAGAGGACUAUGGCGUCGUGCUAGUGCCGGUGGUACACAAUCAUCUGAGGUUCGUUCUUCAGCAGGAAGUAAUUUGACAGAAAAGGUAAGUGAUAAUGGUCCCAGUUCCGUACAUGCUGAAGCUCGCUGUCGAGAAGUGCUAGUCGGGAGAUCAAAAGAGAGGAACUUAAUAUCAGAUAACAAUAAUGUGGCAAUGGUUGAUCAGGACAGGUAUGGUAGAGAAUGCAGAGAGGAUAACAUUGGGAGCAAGGACAUGGAGACAAAAUGUUCGAAAGGAGAUGAAUUUUUCAAUCCAAAGGUGCCUUCUUUUGAUUUUAAGAAUGCAAAUAGAGAAUUUAGUGGCUCAGCGAUGAUAAGUGAUAACAAGCUUGCACUUGGAUGCUAUGAUGAAUCUCAAGAACCAGGGGAGUCAUCACAAGCUAAUGCAUUGGACUUUGUGGAUCAUUAUUUGGCAGUUAGUGUUGUAAACUCGUCUCCAGAAGUUAGGAUUCCAAAAAUUGAUGGGCUAAGGUCACCUCUCGCUUCAGGUGCAAAAGGGUCCCAAAAUUUGGCAAUGAAAGCCAAUCUUAUGACCAAAAUUGGUACAUCAACCUUUGAAUGGGAUGAUGACCAGCCUGAUCAUGGAGGGGAGUUCUUAAAAAAGAAAAAAGAACUUGACAUCCAAAGAGAGGAACAUUUGGGUGGAAGAUGUAAAGAGGGACUUCAAGAAUUGGUUCUGGUUGAUUCAAAAAGAACAUUUUCAAGUUCAGUGCCGCAGAACUCUAAUCCUAUCAGUAAGGUCUUACAAACUGAUGAAACAGAAAGGGAUGCAUUUAACAAGUUUGAACAAUUUGAGGAAGAAUCAUCAAAACAGCUGCCUGGAAAUGGUAGCAAUGGGAGGGAUGAAUCAGAGAUGUUUGAUGUUGGUUUUGACACCCAAAUGGCAGCUGAAGCUAUGGAAGCCUUGCUAUAUCUCCUACCUCCCUGUGUUAAUGCAAACGAACAUGAAGGUCUCAAGGUGACACCCAAUGAUAUUCUCAAAGGUGCAACUUCGGAGAAAACAUCCAAACAGUUCUGUUUUUCUUCAAGGGCUAAUUGUGAUUCACAAAAUGAUGGAAUAAGUUUCAAGCAAAAGAGGGUUACUAACCAAAGGCAUCAAAUGUCUACUUCCUUCCAGAAAAACUCCCAAAACCAAAGAGAGUCGUAUCUUGAGUUACCGACUCUAGCGAUGGAAGCAAGAGGAGAGUCAUCAACUGAAAAUCGCAUGGAUGGGAACAAUCUUUCUGAACCAAAGAAGAAGGCACAUAAAAAAUCUUUGAAAGCUGUUAUCCGAAAGAAGCAAACACAAGAUUCAAACAAGGAAAACAUUCAAGGUGGUUACAGAAAACAUGGUUUAGUAAAACCAGACAAAUGUAACCCACUUGGGGGAAUACAACAGGAAGUGAAUACCUUUUCACCUGUGGCUUGUCGAACUAGGCUUGGGUCAUUAGUAAAACGCUCAAAGAGGAGCGAGGAUACGACAUGUAAUCUGGGAUAUAUUAGAGAUGGUAAGCAAGUCGAUGUCCCUCAUAAAAGAAAAUUGCGUGAUCUAGAUACAAAUUUGAGGAAGAGAACUAAAUGUCCUACUUCAGAUUCUUGUGAGUUAAAAGAGGCUACAAAGAAGGAAUUGUUCCAAAAAUGGCCAGGUCAUCUAGAUGAAACCACAACUUCUGGUCGUUUGAAGUUCGAUUCAUGGAAGUGGCCUAAAAAGAAAAGGACAUUGCGAAAUAUGAGACAAAAUGCAAAAUUGUCAAAAACCUUUUAUGUCCUAUCUUCAGUAGUUGGAAGUGCCAAUGGGAACUCAGUUAUGGGUCCCAGUGAGACUGAAGGGAGCUUCAGAGAAGCUUUUUCGAUGUCGAGUGUAAAGAGGAAAGCUCGUUCCAGUUCCAAAUACAGGUCAGCGUCUAGAAAKAAUCUUUUGGAAGAAAYGCCAAUUCAGAAAUCUGGCCAACCAAGUUUAGCAGAUGUUACUAACACCAAACCUGAUWURAUGAGYAYAAAGAUGAUUCYARAAGCUUUUGAUCUAUCUGGAGCCUCAUCUCAGUCUACAAAGCUAAUUGAUGAGGGUUGGAUACCAUCUUUAAGUGGUGCAGAGAAGAUGAAAAAUUUAUUAUCCAAAAGGAGGAGCCGCAAAUCUACAAUGGUGAGUAGUGUGGGAAACAGGAAGCUACUGCGCAAGAAAAACUCUGCAAGUUCCUCCCUCCAAAAUGAGACUGCUAGAUUGGGAUUUGCAGAAUCUCUUCCUGAUUUUAGUUCAAAAGACUUGAGAAGACGUAGAAGUAAAGUAGAAAUUCGUGUCUUGUUCAGCCAAAGCCUUGAUGAUGAUGUGGUUAAGCAGCUGAGAAAGAUCAUGAAAAAAUUGGGGAUUUCUUUGGCAACAGAUUGCUCAGAUGCAACACAUUUUGUGUCUGAUAGAUUUGCAAGGACAAAGAAGAUGUUGGAAGCAAUGGCUUUUGGUAAACCAGUUGUGACACCCUUGUGGCUCGAGAGCUGCGAGCAAGCAAAGUGUAUCAUCGAUGAGAAAAAUUACAUCCUUAGGGAUGCUAAAAAGGAAAAGGAAAUUGGGUUUAGCAUGCCUAUUUCAUUGAAUCAUGCAAGAGCAUGUCCACUUAUGAAGGAUCUGAGAGUCUUUGUUACCCCAAAUGUAGAACCUGACAGAGAAAUGAUUAAAAACUUGGUUAAGGCAGUUCAUGGCCAGGUCAUGGAAAACGCCCAACAAGCUAGCAUGGAGUGCAAGAGCUCAGAUGAUCUGAUAAUACUCUCUUGUGAAGAAGAUUAUGAAUUAUGUGUUCCAUUUUUAGACAAAGGUUCAGCAGUUUAUGGUUCAGAGCUCUUACUAAACGGGAUCGUUAUUCAAAAACUAGAAUAUGCGAGAUCACACAAAUUGAACGAAGCAGUGGUCUGUGCCACCGUAUUCACCAUUGUGGGUCCGCCCCCGUGGCCAAAUGCCCGAAUACUACUAGUCCAAAGGCAUCAACUGUUUGAUGAGCAUGUUAAAAUGAAGAGGUAUGCCAGAAGGAAAAUUGGAAGGCAGCAUCUCCAUGAUGGUUAG
Molecule: messenger RNA, 3652 nt
Organism: Cynara cardunculus var. scolymus (artichoke)
Lineage: Eukaryota; Viridiplantae; Streptophyta; Magnoliopsida; Asterales; Asteraceae
Exons: 9
Coding region: 314-3652 (1112 amino acids)
Source: RefSeq, a predicted model, not a curated record